GAACAGCAGGAAUCGCAUACAAAAAUUCACAAUAAGUAUGCCAAUCCACCGGUGAAGAUAAAGGCACAUCCUGAGAAAGAAACUCUAAAAUGCUCGACCAAGGGCCAUAGAAGUGCGUUUUUAAAGCGCAUUAAUUAGGCUGUGAAGUGAAGGUCACAGGGACUAUGAGACCCGCGUAGGAAUUACUUCUGGAAGCCCUAAUAGUAAGCAGAAAAUGAAAAGUAGCCCCAAGCUUAUUCAUAAGCUCAAGAUAGCCAAGAUGGAUGGAUCAAAGGUGCUGCUAACUAGCUAUGGGAUAGGAUCUCGAUAUAAAACAAGAGAAGAACCUGCUCAAUCAACUGCUGCCGGAAGAUAUGGAACUGCUUGUGCUACUUCAACGUUUCCAUCUGGCUCUUCAUCUGGAACAUCUAGAUGGGUUUUUCAAAACCACCGGUUGUACCGCUGUCUAGACAAAGCGAGGAUCCUCCGGAGAAGCCAACUCAAUGAAGAGCAGGAUCUGAGCGAACCAGAGCGAUUACACCCAAUGUCUUUAUCUAGCCUUAAGCCAAAAGAGUCAGUAGUCAUUGUUCCUUAGUGCGACCAGUUGCGAGUAUUGGCGUGUUGGGGGGUUGAGCCGCAUUAGUUGCGCAUCUUAUCUUUCGGCUGUGUGAGUAAAGACUGCCCUUAGUC
Messenger RNA from Rubroshorea leprosula, 669 nucleotides. The record is from the annotation of a GenBank genome assembly. Lineage: Eukaryota; Viridiplantae; Streptophyta; Magnoliopsida; Malvales; Dipterocarpaceae.